Molecule: messenger RNA, 4147 nt
Organism: Archocentrus centrarchus (flier cichlid)
Lineage: Eukaryota; Metazoa; Chordata; Actinopteri; Cichliformes; Cichlidae
Gene: mecom
Product: MDS1 and EVI1 complex locus
Exons: 17
Coding region: 721-3960 (1079 amino acids)
Biological process (GO): regulation of gene expression
Cellular component (GO): nucleus
Source: RefSeq, a predicted model, not a curated record
GGUGCGUCAGGACAGGAGGGGUGACAAGAGAGGAGCGGACGAGCCAAACGAAGCGCACGCUGCGAAAAAAGUUGGGAUCAACUUGAUGUACCAGAGGGGAUUUAGUUCCGAUGUCUGUAGGACAGUGAGAGGAGAAGCACGGAGUCAGCGCUGUCUGUGAGACAAUAUAGUGAGAACGGAUUUACUCUGACUGACCGCUCCGCGUCUGAGAGACAGCAGAGAGAGAGAGAGAGAGAGAGAGAGCGCACCCACGACAAGUCGGCUCGUCCCGCGGCUCGGAGACCUGAAGAGACCGAAAAACGAGCACUAACCGGUGUAUUUUUUUUUUUAUUUAUUUAUUUUAUUGUUUUAAAAAAUCUGGAGAAGUUGCCAGUAGCAAAUAUUUUUCUUCUUUCAAGGCCAAGAUUUUUUUAAUUUACUUUUUGGUUUAGUUUUUAUUUUUCACACUGUCACUUUUUACUCGGUUAACCACGUUGUUAUUAUCCCAAGAGGCUUAAAGUGUGGCACGCCGGUUAAAAGCGAGUUACAACGAUCUUGGAUGGCUCAGGCCAUGUAAAAUUCUGCGUGGAUGCCAGCAAACCAGAUAUCGGCAGCUGGCUGAAGCACAUCCAGUUUGCCCCUGCAGCCAAGCAGCAUAACCUGACAGCGUGCCAGAUAGAUGAUCAGAUAUUCUACAAAGUCACCAGAGAGAUUUUUCCUGGCCAGGAGCUGCUACUUUUCAUGAAGGCUGAAGAGUAUUCAUGUGAUACAAUGGCUCCCGAUAUUCACGAGGAGAGGCAGUACCGCUGUGAGGAUUGCGACCAGCACUUUGAGUCCCGCAACCAACUGCUGGACCACCAGAAGCAGCCAUGUGGGAUGCCCCCCUCCUCCUUCCUUAACCCAGGAGGGGACAGUGACCUGAAAGCCCAAGAACCUCAAGACUUGCGACCCCUCCACAUGUCCCAAGGACUACACGAAUGUAAAGAGUGUGAUCAGGUCUUCCCUGAUAUCCAGAGCCUGGAGGCCCACAGUUUGUCCCACAGUGAGGAGAGGGAAUAUAAGUGUGAUCAGUGUCCCAAGGCCUUCAACUGGAAAUCAAACCUGAUCCGACAUCAGAUGUCGCACGACAGUGGCAAGCACUACGAAUGUGAAAACUGCUCAAAGCAGGUGUUCACAGACCCCAGUAACCUCCAAAGGCACAUUCGCUCCCAGCACGUCGGGGCACGUGCUCAUGCCUGUUCUGAGUGUGGCAAGACGUUUGCAACGUCUUCAGGCCUCAAACAGCAUAAGCACAUCCACAGCAGUGUCAAGCCCUUCAUGUGUAAGUCACUAAGACCCUACCUAUGUGAAGUAUGCCACAAGUCCUACACCCAGUUCUCUAACCUUUGCCGCCACAAACGCAUGCAUGCUGACUGCCGCACACAGAUCAAAUGUAAGGACUGUGGGCAAAUGUUCAGCACCACUUCUUCACUAAACAAGCAUCGGCGCUUCUGUGAAGGGAAGAACCACUUCACAGCAGGGGGAUUGUUUGCCCAGGGUAUGCCACUCCCUGGGGCCCCUGGCUUGGAUAAAUCAGCUCUUGCAAUGGGUCACAGCAGUGCAGGACUUGCUGAUUAUUUUGGGGCUAGCCGACAUCAUAGCGGGCUUACGUUCCCUGCUGCCCCGGCAUUUCCUUUCAGCUUCCCUGGCUUGUUCCCCUCUGGACUUUAUCACCGGCCACCGCUCAUUCCUGCCACAACUUCUCCUGUCAGACAACCAGCCCAUGCACCUGUUGCUGGGCCUGGCGCAGACCUGAGCAAGAGUCCACUGCUGCCUCCAAGCCCUGGUGCUCAGGAGUCUCAAGAACUUCUCAAAGCUCUCCGUAAAGAUGGCGGUUCACCUGGAAGUCAAAUGCCAUUGUCAGACACCCAGGGCUCCUCGUCCUAUACGAAGCAAAAGAACAAGCAGAGUGACCAGUCUGAAAGCAGUGACCUGGAUGAUGUCAGCACACCCAGUGGAAGUGAUCUGGAGAGCACAUCAGGCUCAGAGCUCGAAAGUGACAUGGACAGUGAGAGGGAGAGGGGAGCUGCUCGAGAAAAUGGCAAAGGUCCAAAGAGGAAGGCCACUGAAGGAGGCCUUCAAAGCCCCAGCCUGAUGGGCAGCAGUGCUGCUAAAGACUUUCCAGGCCCUUCUCUCAUCCCGUCCCCCUUGGACGAGCACACAGCUGUAACAGGAGCUGUGAAUGACUCUAUUAAGGCCAUUGCCUCAAUUGCUGAGAAGUACUUUGGCUCCACAGGGCUAGCUGGCCUGCAGGACAAGAAGGUGGGGUCUCUUCCCUACCCUUCUAUGUUCCCACUGCCUUUCUUCCCGGCAUUCUCUCCUCCAGUUUACCCCUUCCCAGACAGGGACCUCAGAACUGCAGGCCUGAAGGGGGAGCCACAGUCACCUGCAGAUGACUGCAAGAAGGCCCAAGGGAAGUCUUCAUCUGAGUCCCCAUUUGACCUCACCACCAAACGAAAGGAGGAAAAGUUAGCAUCAUUUGCUCCUACCAAACCAGAAAUGUCCCACUCUAUUGGUCAGGAUCAGCCACUAGAUUUGAGCCUUGGGUCCAGGGGCCGUGGGCGUAAUCCAAGAGAGGAGGAGACAAAAAAGAAUCUGAAUUAUGAAGAGGAGAAAGGAGUGGCAGAGAUCCCAAAAGCAGACACCUCCUUACAACAUGCUAGGCCCACCCCUUUCUUCAUGGACCCCAUUUAUAGCAGGGUUGAGAAGAGGAGAAUGAACGAUCCGUUUGAGACUCUGAAAGACAAAUGCAUGCGGCCAGCUCCGGGCUUCCUUUUCCAUCCGCAGUUUCAUUUGCCAGAUCAGAGAACUUGGAUGACAGCAAUCGAGAACAUGGCAGAGAAGCUGGAAACGUUCAGCUCCUUUAAGCCAGAGUCUGGUGACCUACUGCGCUCAGUUCCCUCCAUGUUUGACUUCAGAGCUCCACCCUCUGCGCUUCCAGACACACUACUGCGCAAGGGCAAGGAGCGCUACACAUGCAGAUACUGUGGAAAAAUAUUCCCUCGCUCUGCCAACCUGACACGCCACCUGAGGACUCAUACAGGAGAGCAACCAUAUAGGUGUAAAUACUGUGACCGUUCCUUCAGCAUCUCCUCCAACCUACAGCGUCACAUUCGCAACAUCCACAACAAGGAGAAGCCGUUCAAGUGCCACCUGUGUGACCGCUGCUUUGGUCAACAAACCAACCUGGAUCGUCACCUCAAAAAGCACGAGAACAGCAAUCUGUCAGGAACUGCAAUGUCGUCCCCACAGUCUGAACUGGACAGCAGCAGUGCUAUAUUGGAUGACAAAGAGGACUCUUAUUUUAAUGAAAUAAGAAACUUUAUCAGCAGCACAAGCCAGAACCAGACAUCACCAGACCCCUCUGAGGAAGGGUUAAAUGGCGGUCCAUUUGAAGAAGAAAAGCCACUGAUGGCCAGCCACAGGUCACAUGACCUGGAAGACGAGGAAGCAGAAGAGUUAGGCGCUGAUGAAGAAGAAGGGGAAGAGCCUAGCAACACCCCCGAAAAAUCGGAAAGUAAGGUGCUUCAAAGCAACCUUAGUGAUGCCGUCAUACAAGACGAAAUGGACUUGAGUGAACCAAACGACUUGAAUCUCAGCUGCAAAGCCUCUCCAAAGAGGUAUGAAGAUGAGGAGGAGCAGACCAGCUACUCAGCCUUGGAUCAUAUCCAUCGCUUUUCUGACAUGCGCAAGCUGGAAGAGAGCGAGCUGAGUGAUGGAGAUGGAGAUGAGGAAGAUGGCUCAUUUGGCUCUCCGUCUCUGACUGAGGCAGUCAAACAGCCGCUCUUUAGGAAAUCAAAGUCUCAGGCAUAUGCCAUGAUGCUGUCCCUGGCUGAAAAGGACACUCUUCACCCAGCUACCCACACCCCAGCCACCAUGUGGCACAGUCUAGCACGGGCUGCUGCUGAAUCCAGUGCCAUUCAAUCCCUCAGCCAUGUAUGAUGGCACCUCUUUGCGCCUAUCCUUUCAGCUCUCAACCCGACCCUGACCUACCUAUGGCACUGGCAGUCCAUUGCAGCGGCUAUUUGCAGGGGUCCCUGAUUGUCCACAGAGUGACUGCUGAGCAGGAACCACAGCCCAUCCGACUGCUGAGUGGAGCCCCUUACACACAAAGCAGGGCCACUGUCCA